This is a messenger RNA of Pezoporus occidentalis (night parrot), 979 nucleotides long. Its product is annotated as keratin, type II cytoskeletal 6C-like. Lineage: Eukaryota; Metazoa; Chordata; Aves; Psittaciformes; Psittacidae. The transcript has 6 exons. Gene Ontology annotation, cellular component: keratin filament. Gene Ontology annotation, molecular function: structural constituent of skin epidermis. Gene Ontology annotation, biological process: keratinization; intermediate filament organization. The coding region runs from base 15 to 911 and encodes 298 amino acids. The record is from RefSeq and is a predicted model, not a curated record.
UGGACUGUGCCUACAUGACUAAAGUAGAGUUGGAAGCCAAGGUGGGAGCUCUGACAGAUGAAAUCAACUUCCUGAGGUGCAUCUAUGAGGAGGAGCUGGCUCAGAUGCAGACCAUCAGCCGGGACCUGUCCGUGGUGGUGUCCAUGGACAACAACCGGCACCUGGACCUGGACAGCAUCAUCGAGGAGGUCAGACGCCAGUAUGAACAGAUCGCCCAGAACAGCAGAGCUGAAGCUGAGGCUUGGUACCAGAGCAGGUAUGAAGAGCUGCAGAACACUGCUGGAAGGCACGGGGACAGCCUCCGCAACACCAAGGUUGAGAUCCAGGAGCUGACCAGGAACGUGCAGAGGCUGCGGGCUGAGAUUGAGAACGUCAAGAAGCAGAACCAUCAGCUGCAGUCAGCAAUUGCUGAGGCCGAGGAGCGGGGUGAGAUGGCCCUGAAGGAUGCCAGGAGGAAACUGGAAGAGCUGGAAUGUGCCCUGAGCAAAGACAAGGAGGAGCUGGCUCGCUUGUUGAAGGAGUACCAGGAGCUGCUCAACAUCAAGAUUGCCCUGGACGUUGAGAUUGCCAUGUACAGGAAGCUGCUGGAGGGAGAGGAGAACAGGCUGUGCAACGAUGGCAUGUCCAACGUCAAUGUCUCUGUGGUAGGCAAAGGCUCCGUGGUCGGAGGCAGACCCUGCGGCUUUAGCCCCAGCAAUGGCUUGGGAGGAGGAGUGUGCGUGGUCGGAGCACCCAACAUCAUCGGAGGCAACUGUGGCUUGGGAGGAGCGAUCCUCACCAGCGGCUUCUCCUCUGGAAGCGGGAGGAUUUGCAACCCUGGAGGUGGCAACUUCAUGCCCGGGGCUGGAUCCUCCUCGGUGCGGAGAUGCGUCACCACCACGACAGUCAAAUCCUCGGGUGUGAAAUACUGAGCCCUGCCCUCAGCCCCACCAAGGAGAGCAGCGCCGUCCCCUCCCUCCAGCCCGCAGCACAGCCCCUG